AUGUCUGAGGACUUACCAAAGAGGCUUUUUAAGGAGGACGAGGAGCCCCGAGUGACUCAGAUCAACAACAACUGCAGGAUCGACUACAUUAUCCGAAAGUUCCAAGCGUGGCUGCCAAAGGAGUUGGAUGUUGUGAAGAAAGAUCUGGUUUUUCAUCAUAUUUUUAAGCUCCAUGAGAAUGGUCUUGGAUACUCCGCGAGGGUGAUACACAGCUUCUUGUGUAGGGAGCUGGUGACUUACUUACAGCACGAGCUUUGGUUUGUCUUUGCGAGGAGACCGCUUCGAUUCUCAUUGCAAGAGUUCCACGCAGUAACCGGGUUUGAAUACGAUAUUCAUAUCUCGCUUGAGGAGUUUAAAGAGUGGAAAUAUGAUGGUGGUUUCUGGAGCAAGGUUUUGAGGAGAAAAGAUGGAACAAUUACACUCUUCAACCUGUGGACUAAGGACAAGGAAGCUUACAUCGCGGUGGUCAUGAAUCUUGACAGAGUUCGACGGUAUCCUUGGGGAGUUGCUGCUUAUGACCUUCUCUGCAAAUCAAUAGCCAAAAAUCGUUCCCAACUGAAGGAAAAGACCACUAGCUAUGUCUUGGAUGGCUUCUCAUACGCCUUGCAGAUUUGGGCAAUGGAAGCGGUACCAAAAAUUGGGAAGCUUUGUGGAAAAAAGCUGGAUAAGGGUUUCAAGGACGGUCCUAGAUGCAUAAACUGGAUGGGAGCUGCGAAGGAUGACAUCUACCCAUACAUCUCAUGGACAGGAAAUUAUGAUGUUGUCAAAGCUCAGUCAUUUCACAGAGAUGAUGAUGUGGAGGAUGAUAGAAUCAAGGUUCUGAUGGAGAUGAUAAAGAAGGGGCAUGAUUUUAGUGAGCAUGUUUGGGAAACUGAAGAAAAUGAAGUGAUUUCUUUAUCUCUCGAUGACGAAUCAGCUGUGAAUGAUGAAGCAAGCGUGAAUGUUGAAGCAGCCGAGAGUGAUGACGACUUUCAGACUCCGAAAGGAUCAAAAAACGUUGGUUCUAGAUCAAAGAGGGGUAAAAAGAGGUUUCCCGAUCGUGGUAUGGAGAAGAGAAAGCAUAAGUUCAGAGGGAUGAUGGAUUAUGGUUCAGACGGACGCAGGAGACAGUAA
Brassica oleracea var. oleracea is the source of this 1113-nucleotide messenger RNA. RefSeq lists its product as uncharacterized. The transcript is spliced from 4 exons. The coding region runs from base 1 to 1113 and encodes 370 amino acids. NCBI's taxonomy places the organism in Eukaryota, Viridiplantae, Streptophyta, Magnoliopsida, Brassicales, Brassicaceae. The record is from RefSeq and is a predicted model, not a curated record.